Ochotona princeps (American pika) is the source of this 4832-nucleotide messenger RNA. RefSeq names its product diacylglycerol kinase beta (gene DGKB). Gene Ontology annotation, biological process: diacylglycerol metabolic process; intracellular signal transduction; lipid phosphorylation. Gene Ontology annotation, cellular component: plasma membrane. The transcript has 25 exons. The record is from RefSeq and is a predicted model, not a curated record. Gene Ontology annotation, molecular function: calcium ion binding; ATP-dependent diacylglycerol kinase activity. Lineage: Eukaryota; Metazoa; Chordata; Mammalia; Lagomorpha; Ochotonidae. Bases 306 to 2693 code for a protein of 795 amino acids.
UGGGCUGCCGCCUGCAGUCGCGCAGGUCCCCGCCUCCUCGCCACACCACGCGCGCCGCGCAGAUUUGCGGUCUCCACCGCGUCUGUAUGCGCACCGAGGGCUCCAGGGGGGACGGCCGAGGCGCGCGCGAUUCCCCAACAACAGAACCUUAACAGGCUGUUGAAACCGCAGACACCCACAGCAGUUCCAUGUGGACACCUUGAAACUUCUGAGAGAUUGGUGUAUUUUCUCACAAGCCCUGCCAUGCACAGUCAUUGAGUAGGAACUCCUACACCUGGUAUGUAAGAGAGCACCCCACCUUCACCAUGACGAACCCGGAGAAAUGGGCCCAUCUCAGCCCCUCGGAAUUUUCUCAGCUUCAGAAAUACGCUGAGUAUUCUACAAAGAAAUUAAAAGAUGUUCUUGAAGAAUUCCACGGUAAUGGUGUGCUUGCAAAGUAUAAUCCUGAAGGGACAAUAGAUUUUGAAGGUUUCAAGCUGUUCAUGAAGACGUUCCUGGAAGCCGAGCUUCCCGAUGAUUUCACUGCACACCUUUUCAUGUCAUUUAGCAACAAAUUUCCUCAUUCUAGUCCAGCGGUGAAAAGCAAACCUGCCCUCCUCUCAGGCGGUCUGAGAAUGAGCAAAGGUGCAGUCACCCCUCCUCGCUCAUCUCCUGCCAACACCUGCUCCCCAGAAUUCAUCCACCUGAAGGACAUAGUCUGUUACCUGUCUCUGCUCGAAAGAGGAAGGCCUGAGGACAAACUCGAGUUUAUGUUCCGCCUUUAUGACACCGACGGGAAUGGAUUCCUCGACAGCUCGGAACUGGAGAACAUCAUCAGUCAAAUGAUGCAUGUGGCGGAGUACCUGGAGUGGGAUGUCACUGAACUAAACCCAAUCCUUCAUGAAAUGAUGGAAGAGAUUGACUACGACCACGACGGGACGGUGUCGCUGGAGGAAUGGAUCCAAGGAGGGAUGACCACCAUCCCCCUCCUCGUGCUCCUGGGAUUGGAAAACAACGUGAAGGAUGACGGACAACACGUGUGGCGACUGAAACACUUCAACAAACCUGCCUACUGCAACCUCUGCCUGAAUAUGCUGAUCGGCGUGGGCAAGCAGGGCCUCUCCUGCUCCUUCUGCAAGUACACUGUUCAUGAGCGCUGUGUGGCCCGAGCUCCACCUUCCUGCAUCAAGACCUACGUCAAGUCCAAGAAGAACACAGAUGUCAUGCACCAUUACUGGGUGGAAGGCAACUGCCCAACCAAAUGUGACAAGUGCCACAAAACCGUGAAAUGCUACCAGGGCCUCACAGGGCUGCACUGUGUCUGGUGUCAGAUCACACUGCAUAACAAGUGCGCCUCUCACCUCAAGCCCGAGUGUGACUGCGGCCCUCUGAAGGAUCACAUCUUACCUCCCACGGCCAUCUGCCCGGUGGUGCUGACUCUGCCCACUUCAGGAGUUUCAGUUCCUGAGGAAAGACAAUCAACCAUGAAAAAGGAGAAAAGUGGCUCCCAGCAGCCAAACAAAGUGACUGACAGGAACAAAAUGCAGAGAGCCAACUCUGUCACUGUGGAUGGUCAAGGCCUACAGAUCACUCCUGUUCCGGGCACUCAUCCGCUUUUGGUUUUUGUGAACCCCAAAAGUGGUGGGAAGCAAGGAGAACGAAUUUACAGAAAAUUCCAGUAUCUACUAAAUCCUCGUCAGGUUUACAGUCUUUCUGGAAAUGGACCAAUGCCAGGGUUAAACUUUUUCCGUGAUGUUCCUGACUUCAGAGUGUUAGCCUGUGGCGGAGAUGGAACUGUGGGCUGGAUUUUGGAUUGCAUAGAAAAGGCCAACGUAACGAAGCAUCCUCCAGUGGCUAUCCUGCCUCUUGGCACUGGCAAUGAUCUGGCAAGAUGCCUGCGAUGGGGAGGAGGUUAUGAAGGUGAGAAUCUGAUGAAAAUCCUCAAAGACAUUGAGAGCAGCACAGAAGUGAUGUUGGACCGGUGGAAGUUUGAAGUCAUCCCUAACGACAAAGACGAGAAAGGAGACCCCGUGCCUUACAGUAUCAUCAAUAAUUACUUUUCCAUCGGCGUGGAUGCCUCGAUUGCACAUCGAUUUCAUAUCAUGCGAGAAAAGCACCCCGAGAAGUUCAACAGCAGAAUGAAGAACAAAUUUUGGUAUUUUGAGUUUGGCACCUCUGAAACAUUCUCAGCCACCUGCAAGAAGCUACAUGAAUCUGUAGAAGUAGAAUGUGAUGGGGUGCAGAUAGAUCUGAUCAACAUCUCCCUGGAAGGAAUCGCUAUUUUGAACAUCCCAAGCAUGCACGGGGGUUCCAAUCUUUGGGGAGAAUCCAAGAAGAGAAGAAGCCAUCGCCGAACAGAGAAGAAAGGGUCUGACAAAAGGCCCACACUCACCGAUGCCAAAGAGCUCAAGUUCGCAAGUCAAGAUCUCAGUGACCAGCUGCUGGAGGUGGUGGGCUUGGAAGGCGCCAUGGAGAUGGGGCAGAUCUACACGGGACUGAAAAGUGCGGGCCGGCGGCUGGCGCAGUGCUCCUCCGUGGUCAUCAGGACCAGCAAGUCCCUGCCAAUGCAGAUCGAUGGGGAGCCCUGGAUGCAGACCCCGUGCACAAUAAAAAUUACACACAAGAACCAAGCCCCCAUGCUGAUGGGCCCUCCUCCCAAAACUGGGUUGUUCUGCUCCCUCGUCAAGAGAACAAGAAACCGAAGCAAGGAAUAAUCAUGUAUCAUUUCCUUCCUAGAAAUUCAAUUCGCGUAAUUGGGCCAUGGAACACGUAUGCUGGAAAUCUUUGAACAAUUCAAGUCUCCUGUUCAUGCAAAAAUCAUGGAAUUGGUUUAGCAGUUUUUGUUACUGAGCUAAUGUAACAUGUAUUGUCUCAGUUUUCAUAGCAUCUUUGCAUGAGGAAGGCGGUUUACAUGAAUUAAUACUACAUAUUUUUGUUGCAUGCAUUGCCAUAGAAUUGUAUGUUUCCCAGCCCGGUCUUACUCAUGUUCUCUCUACUAAUCCAUCAAAAAAAAAUGUAAAACAUGCAAAAGGAAUACUGAGAAAUGUGAUUCUUAGUGUCAUUCCAAAUAUUAAUAAGUGCUAUCAGUAAAGCUACAAUGAUCAUAAUUGUAGAUUGCCACGCUUUCCCCUUUUAGAAUCAGUGUGUCCAUGAUCUGACCCUGACAGAAACUUCGAACUCAAUAAUUCUGUUAAAUAGUUGUCUACAAUAUCUUGCUAAACCUACAUAGCUUUUCUUCAACGUCUUGACUCUUAUGAAUGGAAAUUAAAAUGUCAGGUGUGAAGUUUUCUUGUGAUGGAAAACGAAGUGAUUUUUGCUUAGCUUGUUUUUAACUCCAGAAAUCGGUGGAAACUUGCUGCUUGGCGGUGGAGUGUGGUCAUAUUACUUUCUGCGUGAGAAUCUACAAGAAAAUCCAUAACCGCAACCAUAACCAAAUAGAUGUUUUAAACAAUGUGCCUAAUUAAUGUAUUUCCCACCAAAGAUUCCAAAAAAGAAAAGAUGCUUGAGAGAAAUGGAUGAAUGCAUAUAAUUAAUUCAGAGCAUUAUAAUAAAUUAUGCGUUGAUUGGUAUGCUGGAAGAAAGAGAGUUGCCCAGGAGUUCGGUUUAAAUUCUCACAUCUCACAUUCAGUGGGUUACCCAACACAAUCAAGGCUCAAAGGUGGUUUCUUGCUUUUUUGGUCAUUUAUAAAUACACCUGUCUGUAAUUUUUCAUGGCAUGGUUACGUAUACUUGAAGAAAAUGAAUGCUUCUAUCUGUCCCUUUCUAGACCCUUUAAGAACACUGAACUCAUUGAAGUAACUCAUGCAUGCAAUCCGUGUCCUCCCCCUCCCCUCCCCCCUCCCCCUCUAUGACAUUCCAAAUGUUUAUCUGCGAACGAUGGCUUAGAUCCAUGCCAGAGGUGUUCAUGCCGUGAGUAGAGGCUGGACACUCUGUUUGAAGAGGACAUACAGUGGUCCUUUUCUAAAGUGUUUCACUAAGACUACAACCUAAAAUGAAAGCUCCCUGUGCAGCUGUGAUAUUGUUCACUCAUGCCGACCCGCAUCUCGUCACUGCAUGUUUUAUGUUUCCAACCAUACCAAAAUGAAAACAAGUGCUUGAAAUGCAUGAUUUAGUAGUUCUUCUCUCCACUCUGUGUUAAAGUGUCAGUGAUUUAUCAAUUCUAUUUUUCUAUUGAUUCAUUCAUCUUUGAAUAACAAAUAAUGUUUUGUGAUUCUGUUGAACACAAUCUUGUGCAUGGAUUUAUAGAUUUCAAGUGAAAUUGCUAUAAUUUUAGUUCUUUGGUUUGAAAACUCAACUGAGUGCUGUUAUGUUAAAUAGCUACUCUCAAGCAAUGCGCUGUAAUAGAUUAUGUAGAAAGCAUAUUCUUUUAGUGUUCCAGGAACAUUGGAUGGUAAAUAUCAAUCAACAGUAAGUUUUAUUGCUUUAAAAACAAAAGCUAUUCAGUAAAGUUAGAACUCCCAGGAAUUAGCAUUCCCAGGAAAACCAUGAUUACAAUUGCAAAUUCAUAUAGCAAUCACUUGCCCUGAUAUAAUACCAGAAGUUGUUUGGCAGCACAAUUAUCCAGACCAAAAGAAACCUCAAAACAACACUGAAUGCAUUCCUGAAUGUUACAGAGUUAUAUUACACACACACACACAUGCACACACAAAUUUGUGUAUCUAUGGUGACAGCUAAUAAAUAUUUUCACAUGAAUUGACAAAAUUUUCUACCUUGGGCAUGAAGAUGGUUGGUCAAAAACAUAUUUGCAGCCACAAGUUGUGGCAAAUAAUUUGCAUUCAGUACAGCAUGCUGUGGCUCCCUGGCUGCCUUUCAUGGUACGUAGUUGGAAGACCGCACGAUCUGUGUCACCAGUC